CCUUGAUAGAACGACAAAAGAUCAAUAAACGCGGAAGUUUAGAGAAAUAGUUGCAGACACAAAGGGAAGAGUUCCGUCUGAGCUUUUUUACUAGAAACUUUAUUUUCUGCGACUCUGGACCGAACCGGCGCUCCAUCAUGGCCUCUGAAGUCUACUCGCCCACAACAGCUCCGAAUCCCAAAUCUUCCCUCUUCAUGGUUCCAUCAGAGCAUCUGGAUUAUAAACGAUUUGGCCUGAAAGCUACUGAAGUGGUGCUGUCCUUCCUGGCCUUCAUCCUGGAAGAGGUGGUCGCCAACUGCAUCAGCUGCAAGGCUCUCUACUUCUUCGAGUUUGUCAGCUGUACGGCCUUCCUCUUCACUCUGCUCCUCCUCAUCCUCCUCUCCACAAAGUUACACACCAAGGUUGGGAUCAGCUGCUGGGCCAAACUGGACUUCAUUUACACGGCCGCCAUCGCCGUCCUCUUCCUCAUCUCCUCCAUCAUCUUCGCAGUAAACAACACUGGAUCGGGUCUGGAGUCCAGUUCUGUGGCGUUUGGUUUCUUGGCCAUGGCUGCGUUUGCCGUUGACGUCUUCUUCUUCGUGAAGACUCGCGGGUUUCCCUUCAAGAAGGACGAGCAGCCGGUGUCCAGGAACGGCGGUCCGGUGACGGUGGAGACGCCGGAGGAAACGGACAAGCUCAACUCGGUGUCUAACGGAGCAGAUUAAGUCUGUCCUGACACGUUUCUUCAAAUUAGAGGUCACAGAUUAUUUUAUGUCCCGUCACAUGACGACAGGGGGCGGAGCUUAGCAGCAGGUAGCUGCACCCACCUGAUCAAUCCUGCCACAACUUAUCCAAGCUUGAUGCUAAAUCCUGAGACACAAACGGGCUCCAGGUGGUUUUUAAAGACCUACAAUGAUUUUAACAGACACACUAAAAGCCUAAAACCACUAAAUGUUCUGAGUUUAUUUGUAAAGAUUUUAAAUGAUCCGGGGACCCGAGCUCUUCUUUUAGCUGCUUUUUAUUUAACUUCUGUCGACGCAAACUUGCUUAGUUCAGGCGCAUUCCUUCGGUUUUCUGUUUGGUUGUUGUUUUUAUGGUUAUCAGGACCAACAAAGAUGAACCAAGAAAAGAAAAAGAGGUCACAGAUGAAAGAGAGAAAACCAGCAGUUUAAUUUACUACUCACGUUUUUAAAUCCUAAAAAUCCAGAAAAGAGAAGUUAUUCCAGACCCUGAAUGCAUCACGAUGCUUCAGGUUCACUCGUAGUUUCAGAUGAAUCUUUUUUACUGAAUAAAGAAACAAAUAAAAAUCCAGAUGCUGAAGUUGGCUUGUGAUUUCCAGCCAACCUGCUGUUUAAUAGAAAAGAAGAAAAGGACCAUAAAGCACCACUAAUAGAAUCAUUUUGGCCAUUUUUAAUGUAAUAAAGCCAAUAAUGUAAUAAAUAAUUAUUCAUUUGGUUAUUAGCCAACAAACGUAAAUACUUUGAAAAUGUGAAAACUGCAGACAAUCAUGUAAGUUUGGUCAAAUUUUUUUAGCAUUUUAUUUAGUUUACUCUUCAGAAAUGGGUAUGAUUAUAUUAUUUAUAUUAUUAACAAGUUAUUACGUUAUUGGCUUUAUUACACUUUAACCCUUUAAAGCCCGACCCAAGGAAAAAUGCAGAAAUAAUUCAGUUUUAUUUAAUCUGAAGUCUUUAUUUGUCCUUUUAAUAAAAUGUUUAAAAAAAAAUCAAGAAACUUUUUUUUGUAUAUUUACCGUUUAUUACCGUGUGAUAUGUUAGUUAUUGUAAUGCACCUUCUCUCCACCAGGAGGCAGAAGACAAAAAUCAGAUCAUGAACAACAGGGUUUUUACCAUAAAGUGAUGCAAAAGGUCUCAAACUGUGUCACAUGACACAUACUGUCAAAAUCACAGACGAUGUUUAACUCUUUAAAAGACCAUCAGUCGUCCAUCAGUGAGUACAACCAGCAGACCAACCUGUAAAACCUCUUAGUCCACUGAUUUGGUACUUUCCUGAAACCAUCCAACAGGUUCUAGAUGAUCCAGAUCAGUAAGACCUCGGUAUAAUCCCACUGACUGAUGUUACACCAUCUCCACCGAGCAGCAGGUCUGCCUCUUUGUUCACUAACCCCACCUCCAGGUCCAGCUCACAUGUAAACAUUCUGGACUCGGAGGCCAGAGAAGGAUGUCUUCCCUCCCUGGUCCUCAGAUCUGCAGCCCUGAAGGUUUUACUAGAUUUUAAAUGAAAUGAAUCAUCUGAACUUUUCCUGAAGUUUUGUAGAAGUGAAAGAUGAUCCUGAAACGUUUUACAGGGAAGGGAAGGGGUUAAGACCCGUAAAGCAAUGAUCUGGUCCCAUGUUCCCCUCCCCCGCCUCUACUGCUCACCUCCAUGCUGCACCUGUACCUGUACAUCUGGGAUAAACUGGUCCAUGCUUGACCAGUCUGAACAUCAGGGCUCCUGGACCGGACUCGGUUUAAAGUGGUCUGAAUGUGAAAGAAAAGCCAGUCAGAGGGUCCUUUACUUGGUAAAUCUGGUAAAUCUAAUGAUAAAUCUGGUCAUGUGCUCCAGAUGAGCUCCUUUUGGUUGGUGGGUGUAAUGGCUGAAGUCGUCCAGCAGGUGGAGGUGUUUCUCCGUCUGGAUUUGUGGGUCAGAGGGAACAGAAAGUCAGUCUCAACCCUCUGAGUCUCCGUAGAUUCAGGAUCUCAUUCGUGAGUUUUUUCCUUCCAUUUAAGCCAAACAGAAACAUUCCCAUGAUGCUUUGCUGAAGCACCUUGUUCUUAAACCGCCUCUGGACCAAGUUUUUAUUUUCCAGAUCUCGGAGCAUUAAACGGAUUUUAUUGAAGGAAGUGGUUUUAUUUUUCCUGCUUCUUGAGUGUGUUUAGUCUGACGUGUUUUCGGGUUUUAUUCUGUGUUUUGUUGUGAAGUUUCACGUCUGUGGGUUCGUUCCGACUCUUCCUGAAGGUUUGAACGUGUUUCAUCGUGUGUGGGAGGAAGGAAAUGAUGCUGUUUGUCGGGUUUUAAAACUUUGAUGAUGAAUCUUUGAAUGUGGGAACGAUGAUCAGCUGUUUGUCAUCCUGUCUGGAUUUUACUGAUCCUUACAUGUUGGUCUUUGCUUGGAAGAAUUCCUGAAAAUAUUUUACCCAAAAAUGCUGAUUCUUUUUAAAAUGAUUUAAGACUUUUAAAUGGAAGAUUUUCUAGAUUUCAUUUUUUACUUCCAGCCGUCCUGAUGAGCUUCAUUUUUCUACUUUUUUCAUGGAGUUUUUUUCUUUUUAAUUAAUGUAAAUGUAAUUUUGGUUAUAAAACUGUUCCUAUGUCCACCCACACUGACCUGUUCUAAACCUUUUUUAGGUUGUUCGUCAUAUCGUUGUGGUUAUUUUCUCUGUUACGUGUAUUUUGUGUCAUUUUGCAGCUUUUUUAUGUUUUUAGUCAUUGGAAGAAAAAAAAAAGUUCCCUCCAGAAAACUGCUAUAAAAAAUGUCAGAAUAUUUUUUUCCAUCUUUAUUUUUUUAACUUAGAUGUUUUAAUCAUAUUGUGUCCUAAUCAAAAAUAUCAAAUCUAUAAUCAUUCAAGUUAUUUUAACCCUUUAAGUGCCAAUUUCUUAACACAAAGUCACUUUGUCCUUUAUGUUUUUCCAUAUAAUAGAUUUUGGGUGGUUGGUUAUAUAAAGAUAAACUAAGAACUGGAAUUUAAACGGAUUUUGCUGCAUUUUUUUAUUUUUCAGAAAGUCAGAUUAAUGAUUUUCUUCCCUUUCGGGUCGUCAGGGGACAAAAACGUCCCAUUAACUCCCAUUAAAACCACAUUUUAACAGAAUAUUAUGGUUCAUCAUGAAUGUCAGGGUUUAAUUUCAGAGAAAGAAAAUAAAUGAGUCAUUUUUACUGGUUACCAUGACAUGGUGCCAUUUUUCUACCACAGACCCAAUUUCCCAACGAAAAAAUACAUUUUUAUUUAUUUAUUUUACAUAUUAUCUCUAAACACAGAAAAUCUUUUUUUAUGGGAAAAUACAUGUUUUUUGUUUUAUAAAAAUCUUCUUUGUGUUAGAAAAUUGACGUUUACGAGUUUAAAAUAGUUUGUAUUUUUACACAUUUGGAAUUUAAAGAUGACUGAAAUAUCCGAGCAAAUGAAGGAGAAAAAGUAUUUUCUGUGUUUUUAUAGCAGUUUUUAGGAGGGACAAACUGAAGCUGCAGGCCUUCAGGAUUCGUCUGAAUCAUCGUGUUUGGUGGAAUUUUCUUUUUAUGCUGACGAGUUAAAUCUCAGC
Molecule: messenger RNA, 4227 nt
Organism: Melanotaenia boesemani (Boeseman's rainbowfish)
Lineage: Eukaryota; Metazoa; Chordata; Actinopteri; Atheriniformes; Melanotaeniidae
Gene: cmtm6
Product: CKLF-like MARVEL transmembrane domain containing 6
Exons: 5
Coding region: 138-704 (188 amino acids)
Cellular component (GO): membrane
Source: RefSeq, a predicted model, not a curated record